Molecule: messenger RNA, 531 nt
Organism: Notothenia coriiceps (black rockcod)
Lineage: Eukaryota; Metazoa; Chordata; Actinopteri; Perciformes; Nototheniidae
Product: calcium/calmodulin-dependent protein kinase type 1D-like
Exons: 4
Coding region: 178-486 (102 amino acids)
Biological process (GO): protein phosphorylation
Molecular function (GO): ATP binding; protein kinase activity
Source: RefSeq, a predicted model, not a curated record
CACACACAGUUACCCGGCCAGAGCUGACCCAGGGAUCAGAGCACGGUUUAAGCCCGGUGAAGGUGAGGCUGCAGCCGGGUCACAGCUGAUCCACGUGCCGCUGUGUGGAGCCCUGCUGUUGGAGGUCCCAUACUCCGGGUCGGUCAGUCGGUCGGACUUGGCCGGAGAAGCAGCGCUAUGGCUCGGGAGAACGGAGACACCGGCAGAGGAGAGACGUGGAAGAAACAGGAGGACGACAUCAAGAAGAUUUUUGAUUUUAAAGAAGUCCUCGGCACAGGAGCAUUUUCUGAGGUGAUCCUGGCCCAGGAGAGACUGACGAGCCGGAUGUUUGCGGUGAAGUGCAUCCCUAAGAAGGCGCUGAAGGGGAAGGAGAGCAGCAUCGAGAACGAGAUCGCCGUGCUGAGGAAGAUCAAGCAUGAGAACAUCGUGGCCCUGGAGGACAUCUAUGAGAGUCCUGACCACCUCUACCUGAUCAUGCAGCUGUGAGUUCAUCUUUAAUGUCAUUAGAUCCGUAUAGCAGCUGAUGAGUAC